UAUACCACCGCUUAUACUCACAUCAAGGAUCCUUUUGUUUCAGACAUUUAUACAUUAUUAGUACUGAGUUCAAACUCAUCAGAAGUUUUCGAUAAAAUACAGCUUUCAUUUUUGAAGUUAAAGUUAUAUUUUUUUUCCAAAUUAUUGAAGAUAUUUUAUGAAGAAAUAAACAUGCAAACAAGGCAUCAGCUGUUCCUCAUCUGCAUUACAGCUCAAUUUUUUAUUCUUCUAUUCAUAUACAAAGACAACCUGGUCAUACGAAAAACUUUAGUCAGCACACAAGAGCAGCUAGUACUAUCAGAACAGGACUACAGUCAACUUAACAACCUCACUGGUUUCAAGUUCAACAUUUUAAACAACCAAACAUGUUCAGAUAAAGAACUGCUUCUUCUGAUCUUGGUUCCAUCAGCUCCAGGCAACAUCGGAAAGAGAAAUGUCAUCAGGGAGACAUGGGGUAGUCUAAAACGAGACGAUGUAAAAGUUAUGUUUGUGCUGAAUGACCCUGGUGAUGAAUCUGUUCAAUCCAAACUACUGAUUGAAAAUGAAGAAUUUGAAGAUAUAGUACAAGGAAGUUUGAUGGAUACCUAUAGGAACCUCACUUACAAAACCAUAAUGUGCCUGAAAUACGCAACGUAUCAUUGCAAAAACGCAAAAUAUGUUCUCAAAGUUGAUGAUGACGUGUUUGUUAAUGUGCCUCAGAUGAUAUCUUUUUUAGAAAAUGAUCUGGAACCAUUGCAUCCGGAGAAUUUUCUUAUGUGUUCUGUCUUGUCCUCUUCCAAGGUAGUUAGAGAUAGAAAUGAUCCUUAUUUGGGAAAAUAUAUGGCUACUUAUGAGGAGUUUCCUGAUACAUACUACCCAGUGUAUUGUGCAGGCUGGGUAGCAUUAUUCUCCAGAGAUGUAGUUCCUAAGUUUUACCAAAUUGCUCAGAAAGUUCGGUAUUUUUAUUUGGAAGAUGUUUUCACGUAUGGAUUGGUUGCUAGGAGGAUCCCAGAACUGAAACGAGUGAGUAUUGGAAGCUAUGUUUUGGAUUCGGGAAGAAUAAGCAAACUUAUUGACAAUUCUACUUUGAACUAUGAUUUUAUUAUCGGUUGGUUUAGUAUGGCUGAAAGUAAAAUGAGAAAACUUUGGGAUGUAGUGAAGAAAAGUCCAGUAAAAGAACACUUGAAGCUCAAUUUUGAGCUUUAGUUGAGAUUAUUUAAAAUUACAUAGAUUAAUUUUUUAUUUUAAACGAUCAGAUAUGUUCAGAUAAAAAAACUGCUUCUUUUGAUCUUGGUUCCGUCCAGUCCAGGCAACAUUGGAAAGAGAAAUGUCAUCAGAGAAGACAUGGGAUAGUCUAAAAUGUGAUGAUGUAAUAAUUUUGUUUGUGCUGAAUGAUCCUGUCGAUGUAGCUCAAUCCAAACUACUUAAGGAUAUAGCCCAAGGAAAUUCGUUGGAUACCUAUAGGAACCUCACUUACAAAACAAUAAUGUGCCUGAAAUACGCAAAGUGUCAUUGCAAAAACGCAAAAUAUGUUCUCAAAGUUGAUGAUGACUUAUUUGUUAAUGUGCCUCAGAUGAUAUCUUUCUUAGAAAAUGAUCUGGAACCAUUGCAUCCAAUCAUUGAGAAUUUUCUGAUGUGUUCUGUCUUGUCAUUUUCCAAAGUAGUAAACCAAACAAUAACGCUAAGAAAGUAUUAGGUAGGUAUUUUUACUUGAAAGAUGUGUUGGGAACAGGUAUGGACUCGUUGCUAGGAGGAUCCCAGAACUAAAAAAGAAAAUUAUUAACAGUUUUACUUUGAACUAUGAUUUUAUAAUAGUUUAAUUUAGUAGGGCUAAAGUAAAAUGAGAAAACUUUGCGAUUCAGUUAAGAAAAAUCCAGCGAAGGGACAUUGAAGCUCAAUUUUAAGCUCUAAUAGAUUUUAAAACUUAAUUAGAUCAUUUAAAUAGCAUCAGGCGUAUUCUGGUGAUCUUGAUUUUCUUUAUAGUUCCAACUAAGAUAGAUGAUUAUAAACAUGAUUAUGUUAAGGUAUUGAUCAUAAUGGAAAAUAUUAAAUUUCUUGAUCUUUCUAUUCUGGUUGGUAGAUUUCUAUUGACUUUCGUCAAAUUAUUUCUGUAAGAUUGCACUUUCAUGGUUGUGAUAAAAACAAUAUUGAACAGUGACAUGUUGCUGAAUUAUGCAGAGAUUAUAAUAUUGUAAUUAACUAAAACUCUUUUGUACUAAAAUCGACUGAAAAUGACACAAAUUACAAAAUAAGCACACACAUAACAAUUAUUAAAAUAUUUUUUUUUGUAUAUAUUUGUAUUAUUAUAUUAGAAUUUUAUAAUUUUUUGCCCAAAUAUAUUGGGAGAAUCUCAUAUUAAAGUAAAUAAAAACUCCAUGGCAUAAUUUUACUUCUUUUUCAUUUAGUCAAGGGUUGUUUUAAAACUAACUGUGAUUAAUAAUAAAUAAAAUAUGAUAAAUAAAUUUUAACAGGGGCUUCUAUCAGUAAGAUGAG
Molecule: messenger RNA, 2472 nt
Organism: Sitophilus oryzae (rice weevil)
Lineage: Eukaryota; Metazoa; Arthropoda; Insecta; Coleoptera; Curculionidae
Product: lactosylceramide 1,3-N-acetyl-beta-D-glucosaminyltransferase A-like
Exons: 2
Coding region: 172-1185 (337 amino acids)
Cellular component (GO): membrane
Molecular function (GO): hexosyltransferase activity
Source: RefSeq, a predicted model, not a curated record